Thamnophis elegans (Western terrestrial garter snake) is the source of this 3875-nucleotide messenger RNA. It is a transcript of the gene KLHL23, whose product is annotated as kelch like family member 23. Lineage: Eukaryota; Metazoa; Chordata; Lepidosauria; Squamata; Natricidae. Bases 580 to 2298 code for a protein of 572 amino acids. The transcript has 4 exons. Gene Ontology annotation, molecular function: protein binding. The record is from RefSeq and is a predicted model, not a curated record.
AUUUGCCUUUGAGUGCCAAGGUCCUCCCCCUCCUCCCCCUCUCCCCUCAGAUUUAGGAAAGCUGCUCCUUUCCUUGUUCGAGCCCAGCUCUGUCUCUGCCUGUCACCCUCAUUUGCAGAGCAGUCCUGCAGGCUUCAUUUAAGUAAGUUAUGGAGACCAGUGACUGAAAAUGUGAGCCCAGUUGGAAGAUAAUUUGAUGCUGGCAUCAAAUGCUAGAGCAGAUGAGGCACUGCUUGGGAGAGCAAGAAAGAAGGUUCCAGUCAUUUGAGGCAGUGGAGACCUUUGAAGAGCCGAGUCCAGUGAAGCUUAAUAACUUAAAAUUGAUUGUUUCUGGAUGUUUUUUUUUGUAAAGGAGUAUAUUUCUGUUGGUGGCUUUGUGUUUUCUUUUUUUACCUGAUGUGUUUCUUGAUCUGAUGUGCUGGGUUUUUUAAAUUGUUAUCUUUAUGUACGCAUUAGAGGUAAAUUAUUUGCAAAAGGAUUCUACCCUUGAAAUCCGAAAGCCUUAUAUCUGAAUGGACACUGGUAGGAGUGAAUACAUGAACCUCACUGUCGUAUUGUUUCUGAUGUUUUAUUCCAGUGAUGGCACUGAAUGAGCAGGGGGAAUAUACCUAUAGAUACAAAGACCUCUCUCAUCCUAUAGAGUUUUUGGAUGCCUUCAGGACAUUUUAUCUUGAAGGGUUAUUCACUGAUAUUACCCUUCAGUGUGCACCGGGUGUGCUGUUCCAUUGCCAUAAAGCUGUACUAGCUGCUUGUAGCAACUAUUUCAAAGCCAUGUUUACUUCUGACAUGAAAGAAAAGUCAAAGGAUCAGAUUCAUCUUUCUUUGUUCAGUCCUACAAUACUGGAAUCCCUGGUGAUGUACACGUACACAUCAGAGAUCCAGAUAACAAAACAAAAUGUUCAAAGCCUCCUUCAAGCUGCUGAUCAUCUUCAGUUUACUUCCGUCAAAAAAGCUUGUGAGCAGUUUCUCAUCAGACAUUUAGACCUUGACAACUGUUUAGGGAUCCAUGCCUUUGCAGAAUUCCAUGUCUGUUCCGAGCUGGAGAAGGAAUCCAGAAGGAUAAUUUUGUCCAGAUUUGAAGACGUGUGGAGACGGGAAGAAUUUCUAGAGAUUAGCAAGGAGAAACUCCAGUUCAUUCUCUCCAGAAAGAAUCUUGAUAUAUGGAAAGAAGAAGCAAUGAUAGAGCCCAUUGCCAAGUGGAUUGCCUAUGAGGUGGACAGCAGGAUUGAACAUAUUUAUGAUCUGUUGAGGUGCCUUGAAAUUGAUUUAGAUGAAAUGUACUUGAAAUCAGCCCUCAGCUUAUACAAGACAUGCCAGUUAAAGGAAAAUAAAAUCAGAUCUCUAAUACGUAGUGUAUUGGGCCCCAAGCCAAGAGCAGUUACAAAAAGAUCUACCACUAUUAUGUAUGUGAUUGGGGGCUAUUACUGGCACCCUUUGUCUGAAGUCCACAUAUGGGACUCAGUAAACAACAUUUGGGUCCAGGGAACAGAUAUGCCAGAUCACACACGAGAAAGUUAUGCAGUCACAAGCCUGGGACCCAAUAUUUACGUGACUGGAGGUUACAGAACAGACAAUAUAGAAGCCCUUGAUUUAAUGUGGAUAUACAAUUUUGAAACCGAUGAAUGGAUUGAAGGCCAACCCAUGCUUAAUGCAAAAUACUACCACUGUGCAGUAACCUUAAGUGGCUGUAUCUAUACUCUGGGAGGUUAUCGAAAAGGGGCUCCGGCUGAAGAAGCGGAAUUCUAUGAUCCUUUAAGAAAGAAAUGGUUCCCAAUUGCAAACAUGAUUAAAGGUGUUGGAAAUGCCACUGCCUGCGUCCUGAAUGAAGUCAUCUAUGUCACCGGAGGCCAUUAUGGUUAUCGGGGAAGCUGCACUUAUGAUAAAAUUCAAACAUAUAAUUCAGAUAUUAAUGAAUGGAGCAUAAUCACCACAAGUUCUUACCCAGAGUAUGGAUUAUGUUCCAUUGCAUUGGAAAACAAAUUGUAUCUUGUGGGCGGUCAGACGACAAUCACAGAUUGUUACGAUCCUGAGCAAAAUGUGUGGACUCAAAAGGCUGAUAUGAUAGAAAGAAGGAUGGAAGGCAGUGCAGUCGCCAUGAAUGGAUGUAUCUAUGUGACAGGAGGCUAUUCCUCUUCCAGAGGUUCUUACCUGCAGAACAUUGAGAAAUAUGAUCCUGAAAGUAAUAAAUGGGAAAUUGUGGGGAAUCUUCCUAGUGCUAUGCGUUCCCAUGGUUGUGUAUGCAUAUACACCCUGUAUGAUGAAGCAAAUGUCACUUCUGUGACUGUAACUACAACAUGAGUCACCACGUAGCACAAGAAUUUGCCUUCAGGUAACAAAAAUGUCUUUCAGUAGCUCAGCAGUUACAGGUUAGAAGAUAACUAAUAUCACAGUUCAAUUUGAUUAAUAUUACUAAUUCGCUCUGCUUUACAAGUGAUCCAUAUAUUACAAUUAUUAUGAAUCAGAUUCAAAAACUGCUAAAUGUUUAUUGCUGCCCACGUCAUCAAAGGUGACUCUAGGUGGCUUAAAAUCAAACACCAAUGUAAAACAUUAAAACAAUAAAUAGUAACAUUAAAUUUGAUUUAAAAUUGACAAAGAGGCGGAGCAAGAUGCAUACUAACCAACUCUGGGUUGACAUGUCCCCAUUGGGGCCUCAAGCCAGUUGGCAGAGCCAUGUCUUCAGGUUCUUUUGGAAGGCCAAAACAAUGGGUGCGAAAUUUGUUUUGAGGGGCAUGAUGUUCCAGGGAUUAUAGUUUCUGAGGAAAAGCUGCUAUUGUUUCCAACAUCCCCCCCCCCCUCCCUGCAGUUCAGUACCUUUUUGUAGAAACACAACCUUUCUUAACCUGGUUCUUUCUGGGGGUGAUGGAUCACAACAUUUAUAAUCUCUACUCUGGCUGUGGGUUCUUAAAGUACAUCACACCUUUACUUAGGAAUGGCUAGUCUACCCUACUUAACUCUUCAACCCUGCUCAAUUUCAACUCGGAAUGAUAACAUUUUAAAUAAUGUUUUCUCCAAGAAACAUAUAUGUAAUUGCCCCAUUCUUGAGUUACAUUAAAUCCUUUGAAGUUCCAACAUUACAAGCUAUGUGAUGGAGAUAUGAAUUGAUUUGUGAUUGUAUACCAAUGCUAAAGGAACACUAAAGAAUAACAGGGGAACAGGGGAAAGUCCUGCAUGUGGGGUGGGGGAACUCACUUCUUUUGUUGCUUUAGAUAUAGAUGUGAAGAUAUACAAUAUGCACAGUUUCUUGUGAACAUUUUGCCUUAUCUUGCCUCUUAAACUUAAGGGAGAUAAGUAGUAAAUAUCUACUUGACCCCCAAUACCACCAAUUAGUUAUCAAGCUAAAUCCCAGCCAAUGUAGACAUUACACUGUAGAUGGUUAUUUUACUGAGGUUUUCAUAUGCUUGUGUUAUUUAGGAUGAGACUCCAAUAGUAGGAUGGGGCCAAAUUAUUCUACCCUCUUUUAUGCCAACUUAGCCCCUCCUGAAGAUGUAGGAAUUUCUCCCCCUGAUAUGUUAUUUUAAGGCUACCAAAUUCAGUUGGAAAGGCCUAUUAUUUGUCCAAAUGGCAAGUUAUUUAUUUAUUUAUUAUUUAUUUAUUUAUUUAUUAAGCAAAUUUAUAUAACUGUCCAACUCACACAUAGGUGACUCUGGGAAGCUUACAACAACACAAUCAAAUCAAGCACUUGAUCUACUCGAUCUGCAUUGGUGGUCCCCAGGGCACUGACACAACCAUGUUUUCAGGGGAGGGGAGCAACCAUACCUUGAGGGGGAAUGAUGUUCUGUAACUUAGAUAUUGGAAUCCUAAAUGGUUCUAUAUGAAGUGACCAUCUAGGACAGUGAUGGCGAACCUUUUCAGCAUCGAGUGCCCAAUCUGGAACG